Scheffersomyces amazonensis is the source of this 1113-nucleotide messenger RNA. Its product is annotated as FG-nucleoporin. Lineage: Eukaryota; Fungi; Ascomycota; Pichiomycetes; Serinales; Debaryomycetaceae. The transcript has a single exon. The coding region runs from base 1 to 1113 and encodes 370 amino acids. The record is from RefSeq and is a predicted model, not a curated record.
AUGUUUGGGAGUAGUCUGUUUGGACAAUCGAACCCAUUUGGAAGUGGCACAUCCUCGGCGUUUGGGUCCAGUGGAUUUGGAUCUAGUGCUCAACAGCCUGCUGCCCAGGGUUCCUUUGGCUCGUCGGGAUUUGGCAAGAGUGCCUUCGGUACUAGUACUAGUUCUACUUCCAACUCUAAUACUUCAGGUGCCUUUGGAUCUUCUGGAUUUGGAUCUUCUGGUUUAAAGACUUCGUCAGGGUCCGCCUUUGGAUCUUCUGGAUUUGGAUCUACAGGCUUUGGUGGAUUUGGUGCCUCUACUGGCUCAGCCUUUGGAAACACUUCCACUGCAAGUCCUUCAUCAAAUACUACAAAUACUAAUUCUGCAUUUGGAUCAACUGGAUUUGGAUCUCAACCUACGGGUUCUGCCUUUGGAAGCUCCAAUACUUCAGCAUUUGGUAGUGCCAACAAAACCACUUCUCCGUUUGGUACAGUGUCAGCAUUUGGAUCUCAAGCAGCAAAUCCGUUUGCAUCAACAUCUGCCCCAACUUCAAAUCCAUUUGGUUCAACUGCGGCCACUAAUACAUCACCUUUCGGAGCAGCAUCUACAUUUGGUCAGUCGAACUCCGCAUCAUCUCCAUUUGGUGCUUUAAAUAAUAAUAAUCCAUCACCGUUUGGUUCUACAACUACAAAUCUGAAUACCACAUCUGCAUUUGGUCAACCAUCUAAUAAUAAUUCUACAUUCGGUCAACCUGCUAAUAAUAAUACCAUAAGUUCAAAUUCUGUAUUCGGUCAACCUGCCAACACUAAUUCUACAAAUUCUGCAUUCGGUCAAAAGCCCGCCUUUGACUUUAAGUCAGGAACAAAUACAAAUAUAGCUUCACCCUUUGGUUCAGCUAAUACUACAUCUCCAUUUGGGAAUACCAAUGCAUCAGCCUUUGGAACUACUGCUUCUACAAAUACUACUGCUUCACCAUUUGCAUCAAUCCAGACUGCAUCUCAAACUGCAUCCGAUACUAAGUCGUCCAAUAUUGUCGUAGACGACUUAGAUCCAUCCAUUGUGGCAGCAUUUAAUGCCAGCCACUUCGAAUUGGGUAAGGUACCUGAAAUAGCGCCUCCCAGAAUAUUCUGGUAA